AUGAUUUUCCACCUCAUUCUUGUCUACUUUUUGAUCUCAUUCGUCCAGGCGCAGAAUAAAUGUAUAACCAACGAUGACGAUAGAUAUAUUGACGGAGCAUGCUUCACAUUCUUCAACAUACCUCUAAACUUCACUGCGGCUCAAGAAUACUGUCAGCAUCAUGCUCCAAGUGCAUGGUCAAUACUGGCAAAGGAGACAUCGGAUACUCAGGCAAUUUGGUUGGCGAAAAUAGCAGUGACAGAAUUCGAAAUGAACAGUGGUUACUUCUGGAUUGGUGUAUACCGUGAAACGACUUAUGACAACUUCAAAACGAUGGACGGUUUCUAUUUGAGAUAUCAAAGAUUUGCUGUUAUGAACCCAUCGAUGAAUUAUGUGGCUGCGAGGACGUCAGAUGGAAAAUGGUAUACACUUCCAGAAGAGAGACGUCUUCCGUUUGUAUGUAGUUAUUAUCCAACUAACGUGGUACAAACAGCUGCGAAUGCACCGAGAGUGUUAAAGUCAUUAAAGGAGUUGUUUUAUUUGUAA
Caenorhabditis remanei is the source of this 525-nucleotide messenger RNA. RefSeq lists its product as uncharacterized. NCBI's taxonomy places the organism in Eukaryota, Metazoa, Nematoda, Chromadorea, Rhabditida, Rhabditidae. The coding region runs from base 1 to 525 and encodes 174 amino acids. Gene Ontology annotation, biological process: innate immune response. The record is from RefSeq and is a predicted model, not a curated record. The transcript is spliced from 3 exons.